Molecule: messenger RNA, 2061 nt
Organism: Mugil cephalus (flathead mullet)
Lineage: Eukaryota; Metazoa; Chordata; Actinopteri; Mugiliformes; Mugilidae
Gene: slc39a13
Product: solute carrier family 39 member 13
Exons: 10
Coding region: 61-1356 (431 amino acids)
Biological process (GO): zinc ion transmembrane transport; intracellular zinc ion homeostasis
Cellular component (GO): membrane
Molecular function (GO): zinc ion transmembrane transporter activity
Source: RefSeq, a predicted model, not a curated record
UCCUGAUACGUGGCUGUUUUGGGGGGGACCCGACACCGACUCGUGUGCAGCAGCGUGCGGAUGUCUGUCUGCAGCAGCCGGGGGCUCGUCUGGAGGAACUCAGUCUGCCUCCAUCAAACCGGCCUGGAUGGCAGGGACACACCGGUGCAAAGACUCCCGAAACCCAGAGCAUCACUGGCUUCAAGUGCUUCUUGGACCGUGGAACGGAUGAAAGGUGGAAGCUGUCGGAGGCCCAGCUGGGCUCUAGCUGCUCUGUUUAUCCCCGUUGCCCUGUUGAUGCUGACCUCCAGGGGGGCAUCAAGCAGCCAGAAGAUGACACAAACCGCUAUGGCUCACGCAACAGCUACAGCCGCAGGACCCGGGCCCUGCUUGACGGAUGACCUCCCGGGCCUCCGGGCCGUGGCAGACUUCUUAGCCAGCGAGCAAGCUCACGUUUGGCUCCUGUCCCUGGUGGGCUCCGUUGCUGUGGGGCUCAGCGGGAUCUUCCCCCUGCUCGUCAUUCCGAUUGAAGCCGGAGCAGCCCUCAAAACAGAAGCUGGAAGUCAGAAGCUGAAGCAGCUCUUGAGCUUUGCUAUUGGUGGUCUCCUUGGAGAUGUGUUCCUUCACCUGCUUCCUGAGGCGUGGGCGAUCUCCGGCUCCCCAGCGAGUAAACACAACCACUACAUGACCCAGGGCUUGUGGGUAAUCGUCGGUCUGCUGGCCUUCCUUCUCCUGGAGAAAAUGUUCCCAGACCAAGACAGCCAGGAGGAUCCCGCUACGGAUCCGGACCUGAAUUCUAACUCGGCCACGCAGGCUAAUUCCGUGCUCGGUGGAAAAGCAGCGGUGUCACUCAGAAAUGGGCACCAUGCUGAGUCAUGGAAAUCCUCCAAGCAACAGAGUCUGCAGGAAAGAUCAGAGAAAAUCAAGACGAGCGGAUACUUGAACCUACUGGCUAACUGCAUUGACAACUUCACCCACGGGCUGGCGGUGGCUGGGAGUUUCCUGGUGAGCAAAAAGGUCGGGUUCCUCACCACUUUUGCCAUCCUGCUCCAUGAAAUCCCCCACGAGGUGGGCGACUUCGCCAUCCUCCUGAGGGCCGGCUUCGACCGGUGGAGCGCCGCUCGCAUGCAGCUGACCACGGCGCUGGUCGGCGUCUUCGGAGCUUGUUUCGCUUUGUACGCUCAGUCACCGAAAGGCACCGAAGACGCCAGCGCCUGGAUUUUGCCUUUCACGUCUGGAGGCUUCCUCUACAUAGCCUUGGUGAAUGUGGUGCCUGACCUGCUGGAGGAGUCCAAUUUAAGACACUCCCUUCUGCAGAUACUGCUCAUCUUCUGCGGCGUGGCCGUCAUGGCUCUGCUCUCCACGGUUGUCGACUGAAUGUGGAGAGGAGGGAAAAAAAAAAACACAAGAAACACUACAAAAAACCCACCCACCGACCUCUUUCACAUCCCUCUCCCCUCGAUGCUGAGGUCAAGCUAAAACAAAUAUCGGACAAAAGAACGGCACUUUAUAGAGGGACAGCUGAAGAAACACUUUGACGAUUCGCUGACCGGACGCUUUUUCGUGGACACUUUUUUUAAACGUGCCAUUGUUCAAACACCAAAUGAGAAUUGAGACUUGUUUGUAUAGAUAUCUGUUACCAAACUGUCUUUGUUGACCAGACAAUCACGAUGUUUUGCACAUGUAUUUACACAGGUACACCUGUCGUACCUGCUCAGAGCAGAAACAAUAAUACAGAACAGGUAUUACCCGACCUCCUCCUCCUCCUCCUCCUCCUGAUUCCACAAACCCAAAUUGUUUAAAUGUGUGUAUGUGUUGCUGCUGUUGUGCAUCUUUUGUUUCCUGCGUAUUUAUUGAAAACGAGAGAGCAGCUCCACCGGACGUGCAGUCUCAUCGCUUUAGUCGCCUCUAGAGAGAUAAGUGCCAAGGAGUCAGGAGGGUCCCUCACGCUCGUGUCAGCUCCACGCCAAAGUGCAUUUCAUCUGUUCGUGUCUCCCUGCCCCUCUGGGCCAUCUCCACACUUUCUUUUUUUUUUUUUUUUUUUUUGUUCAGGAUGGGGGGGGGGCGGCAGAGGUUGGUGCU